Messenger RNA from Quercus lobata, 2184 nucleotides. RefSeq names its product SWIB complex BAF60b domain-containing protein. The transcript has 10 exons. The record is from RefSeq and is a predicted model, not a curated record. Bases 135 to 1637 code for a protein of 500 amino acids. NCBI's taxonomy places the organism in Eukaryota, Viridiplantae, Streptophyta, Magnoliopsida, Fagales, Fagaceae.
CUUCGUCACUUCGUUUUCAUUUAUCACUUGCAUGAGACGCCAUUUUCGAAAAAACACACAUACACUCUCUCUCUCUCCGGGAGAAUCUCAAUCCCGGCGAUAUAUCGCAACCGAGAAAUUAGAAGGAGGAGAAAAUGGUAUCGGACUCGGACCUCGUGAACCGGCUCCGAGAAAUACUCCGGAGCUCGGACCUCGACACGGCCACCGCCGGCAGUAUUCGCCGGCAACUCGAGAAGGAUUUCGGCGUCGAUUUAUCGGACCGGAAAACCUUCGUUAGGGACCAAAUCGACAUUUUCCUUGAAACCCUACCGCCGAAGCAAGAACAAGAAGAGGAAGAAGAAGAAGAGGUUGGUGAAGAAUCGGAGAAUGUGAAGGAAGAAAACGACGUCGUAGAGGAGGAAGAGGAAGGAGAAGAAGAAGAAGAAGAAGAAGAGGAAGUGAGUGAAGCGAAAGGUAGAAAGAAAGGAGGGUCAAACAAGGUAGAUAAAGAAGUCAAGAAAAGGGGAGGUGGCUUCAAUAAAUUAUGUAGCCUUUCUCCAAAACUUCAAGAAUUUGUUGGAGAGCCUGAAUUGGCCAGAACUCAGGUUGUGAAGAAAGUUUGGGCCUAUAUCCGGGAGAAUAAUUUGCAGGAUCCAAAGAAUAGGCGAAACAUAAGAUGUGACGAAUCAUUGCAUACCCUUUUUCGUGUUAAGACUAUUAAUAUGUUUCAAAUGAAUAAAGCCUUGUCCAAGCAUAUAUGGCCGUUGGAAAAUGGAGAUGUGAAGCAAAAGGUAACAGCUGAAGAGAGUGCUGGUUCUGUAUCAGAAGAUGUCAGCAAUGCAGAAGAACAAGAGGAAGACGAUGAAGAAGAGAAAGAAGAAGAAAAAGAAGAGGAAGAAGAAAAAGAGGAGGAAGAAAAAGAGAAGGAAGAAAAAAUCGAAGAGGAAGGGCUUAAAGAAGAAAGAAAUGGACGAGGAAGCAAGAAAAGAGAGAGGUCUGCUAAGAAGGUUAAAGAUACCAAGAAAAGAGGAGGUGGCUUUACUAAAUUAUGUAGCCUUUCUCCACAACUUCAAACAUUCACUGGAGCUCCCAACCUGGCAAGAACAGAGGUUGUCAAGAAACUUUGGGCCUAUAUUCGAGAGAAUAAUUUGCAAGAUCCCAAGAAUAGGCAAAAUAUACUAUGCGAUGAAUCGUUGCGUGCCAUCUUUCGUGUUGAUUGUAUCAACAUGUUUCAAAUGAACAAAGCCUUGACCAAGCAUAUAUGGCCAUUAAAUGUGGAAGACGGAGUUCUGGAUGACUCUUUACAAAAAAAGAAGCAGUGCAAACAAGAAGAAGAAGAAGAAGAAGAAGAAGAAGAUUCAGAUGAUCCAAAUAGGAGAGGGAAACGACAGAAGAAAGGAAGUUCUGGGCUUCUUGCUUGCCUUCCACUUUCAGAUGCUCUUGUAAAAUUCUUGGGCACUGGUGAAAAUUCAUUAUCUCGGGCUGGUGCUGUAAAGAGAAUGUGGGAGUACAUAAAACAGAAUGAUCUGCAGGACCCAUCUGAUAAGAGGAGAAUUUUAUGCGAUGAUAAGCUAAAAGAACUUUUUGGGGUUGAUUCCUUCAAUGGCUUCACAGUCUCAAAGCUUCUGACUACUCAUUUCAUCAAGACAGAACAGUGAGUGUGGCUUGUAUGUAUGUAUAUAAUGUGAGCCCAAGAGGGCAUUUUUGCUCGAGUUAUUAUUACCACAAUCGUCCUAGCCUUGUAGUUGAAUGCUUCUAACAUCUCAAAAAAUUGCAAAUAGGAUUUGACAAUCUUACUGCCAAUGUUUCUGGUGUUCCCGUGUAGCAUUAUAUACUUCCUCUUUUUCUUUUUUCUUCCCUAUUUUUUUGGGAAGGGUUGGGGGAGCAUCACUUUGAAUUGUACAGGGACCAUUUUAGUGAAGACGUUGCCACACAUGGAAAGCAUGUUUUUAAGCUUAUUGUCCUCUUUUAGGGACCACAGCAUCAACAACGAAAUCUCCAUGCUUUGUUUGAUCCCUUUGCAACAGAAUCUGCUUCUCUAGUAUUGUUGGGCACACUGCACACACCCCAACAUGUAAGAGAGGAUAGCUUGUAACAUCAAAUACGGUAAGUGCUUGUGCAUCACAAGAUUAUAUGUUUUGGACAAUUGCAUGGUUCAUCUUUUUGGAUGACUCCCUGUUUUAUAUGACACCAGGUUUUCAGUAA